This is a messenger RNA of Cladocopium goreaui, 449 nucleotides long. NCBI's taxonomy places the organism in Eukaryota, Dinophyceae, Suessiales, Symbiodiniaceae. The record is from the annotation of a GenBank genome assembly.
CAGCUGCCCAGCUCAAAGCCAUGGUUCCCUGGCUUGUUGCAAGCUGGCGACAUCUGACCCAGGAACGCCGCUAGCCGCAGCCCUGGAGGGGAACCAUAUUCGCCAUGGGGGUGAUUGACGUGUCCGUGCUAAAUCUGUCUGGGCGUUAUUUUCACUUCCAGGUGAAGCCCGAACAAUCAGCAGCCGACUUGAAAUCCUUGGUGGCAUCCAGCUGGAAGGUUCCCUACAUGUGCUUGAAGAUCUCCGUUGAGAUGCGAGUGGUGGAGGACGAUGAAAUUGUGGCUUCACUUUGUGAAUCCGGCCGGGAGCUGGAAGUUUCAGCACUAGUUGUCAGCGAGAAACUUUAUGAUGCAAUUAAGAAUGGAAGGCUUGUAGAGCGAGCAGCGGCUCUGACUGCUUUGCCACAGAUUGCGCAGCCCGGUGAUGGCCGCGCCUUGGGCAAGCCUUGA